ACACCUGUCAAAGCUGCCAAAAUAUGCAAAAAGGAUUCGAAGAAAAAGUCCAAGUUCAACACAAAAAGAAGCCUGCGGCAGGAAAAUUCUCGCCAAAUUACGUGAAAAACUCGUCGCACCGCUCCGAGUGCUGGUCCGUUCGUCGCCGGAAGUCGUACGGCGCACAGUAAACCCAGUUCCGUUGGGGUUCAUCGCCGAGAAGGUUCCGUUUUCGCCAAUUACGUGUUGGGGGUUUGGGGCAUCAGGAAGAUCGAAAAAAAAGUCACAAAAUUUCCCGUUGCUCAGCACUACUCAUACUCUCCUCGCCAAAAAAACGAAAAGAAAAGCAAAAGUUUGGCGAGUGAAAUUGGCGACGACGUCUCGAAGUUGCGAGGAAUUGAUUUGGUUUGUUUGAAAAAAGUCGCUUAGUUUUAAGCCAUGGCAAAGGACAACAACAACAUCAACCUGACGGAUGAACUGGCCAGCGGAGCUGGCGGUGGCGCAGGUUCGUCAUCGUCGGCCGAGGCACUUAAGCAGCACAACAGCAGGCUGGUCAGCGGGGAUCAGCAGCCGGAUUUGAACGGGAGGACUAACGGUCAGGGAGGAGGACACUCUGCGGCGGUUGAAGGAACCAGCGAGUCCUCACAGCAGAGGGAGUCGGACGGGGUGGGAGCGAUUCACGAGCUGCCCCGUCGGGAGGAGAAUCCGUUUUCCUUCAAGCACUUUCUGAAGCGCGAUUCCUCGCUCGGAGCCGGAGCUUCAUCCUCAAAUGCCGCAGCAGCUAACAUAAACCACAGCCGGAGUGCGUCCAGCAUAAACGGGGGCAACGGAGUGGCCACCGUAACGACCUGCACCGCCACAAUUUCGUCAUCCCAGCCGUCGACGAGUGGCGCCUCGCCGUCCAAAUCGGCCACGACCAGUUCGCUGCACAACAGCACGAGCACGACCGGGGCCAAACCGAAAAUUCCGCAGUUCCAGUCGGUCAACACGCUCAGCAGCGAGUCCAAGAUGAAGCGUUCGCCCCGGUUUCCGUCCUUUGAUUCGCAGUCCAGCUUGUCGGACUUGGCCGACGACAAGUUUAUGGCGGCGAACAUCUACCACAGCCGGAGCAACAACUCGUCAUUUAGCUCGGAUUACCCGCUGGGCGGGGCCGGGUCGGGAGUUGGCGCGGGAAGCGGCGUAGGGGGCGGUUCACAGCAGUACGUGCAGCGGUCUUACUCAAACUACGACAUGGAGAGUCCGGGGUCGGCCGAGUCCCCGCGACUCGUCGGCUCGCAGAAUCUUCACAACUCGCCAAACUACGGCGGAGGCGGCCGGAGUCGGGAAAAUCUUGCCGCGGGUCAUCGCCUUGGUGCGUCUGAGUUUUCCGCGGCGUUGCCCGACUUCGUCCAAGACCACCUGGUCAUGGAGCAGUGGUACAAUCAGAUGGGUUCCCCGAAAAGUGGCUCCCCAGUUUCGGUAGACUUUGACCAUCUGCCAGACUUUGCCGUCAACAAUCUAGAACCGGACGCGACUUCCCGCGGCCACGGCCCCAUCAUCAACGACAUGCCGUUCGACCUGACGGCGGCCGUCGCCGGCCCCAGCAGCUCCUCGUCCGCCUCACACCGGACAAACCGGACUCCACUGCGCAACACCUCACCGAACGUCCCUCAAAGACGUCCCACGCCGCCGUCGGCGGCCGCCGCUCCCGAUCUCCCACCAGAUCUGACCGGCACCGGUAGCUACUUCCGCGACGCCCACUCGCCACCCCCGACUGGAUCCACCGCCGACAAAAUCCACCGCCUGCCGGACUUUCUCUCGGACGGGCCCAUCCACUCGAGCGGACGGCUGGCGGACGUGACGCAGCACGACACGCCGCCCCACUUUAACUCGCCGGACGCGGACGCCAGGGCCGAGAACGAUCGCCUGAGGCGGGACCUGGACGACAGUCGGCGCGUCGUGGCCGAGCAGGCGCGCCGGAUAGCCGAGCUGGAGCGGGCGCUGGAGGUGGCCAAAAGUAGCGCCCACCGGGUGGAGGGGUUCGAGGAGAAUCUGGACAAGAGCUAUCUGAGGGCAGCAACUGCGGAAUCUCAAGUGCUAAAUCUGAGGCAGAAAAUGAAGAAGCUGACCAGCGACAUGGAAGCGUUGCGGCUUGAGAACGAAAUGCUGAAGGAGGAAGGUGCCGUGGGCGGUGCCUCGGGUGGUGACAAUGCCGGCGCAUGUGGCGGUGGUCCGGGCCCGUCCGGAAUUCGCACUUCCGGCGGGAUGGGGGGCCCUUCGCGACGUGGUCACUCUUCGUUUUCGCGCGCCCAGGAACUCUCGCGGGAACUGCGCCAGGCGGCGGCAUCGGCGGAGAAUAAUUUGCGGCAACUGCUAACCGGCGUCGACAAUCUGCGCAUGAUGGCCAGCACGAUCGAGAACAUUGACCGCAUCGACAUCACGACCCAUCCGGAGGAUUUCCUGUCGGAUAGCGACGACGACGAUCUGCUGGGGCCGGCCCUUUAAGCUCGCUCGAAUUGUUUCUUAGGUUUUUGCAUGUGAUUUUGUGUCUUUUUUUUUUCUUAGAGGCCACUCCGACGGAACAGCGAGAGUCGGCCAGUCGGCGCGCCCUUUAACCCAAUCCGUAACGACCAUAAAAAUUGAUUCAUAAAAUAAUGACUUAUCCUGUGAUGUAUGUUUUGUUUUUUAGUUUAGUUAUUUUUUUUACGAUACGAUUGGCCACGCGCAAGCUAAAUUAUAUAUAUA
Culex pipiens pallens (northern house mosquito) is the source of this 2703-nucleotide messenger RNA. RefSeq lists its product as uncharacterized. The record is from RefSeq and is a predicted model, not a curated record. The transcript is spliced from 4 exons. Gene Ontology annotation, biological process: regulation of cytokinesis; positive regulation of cilium assembly; positive regulation of protein localization to cilium. Gene Ontology annotation, cellular component: ciliary basal body; early endosome; recycling endosome. The coding region runs from base 418 to 2463 and encodes 681 amino acids. Lineage: Eukaryota; Metazoa; Arthropoda; Insecta; Diptera; Culicidae.